Messenger RNA from Trichosurus vulpecula (common brushtail), 684 nucleotides. It is a transcript of the gene BRICD5, whose product is annotated as BRICHOS domain containing 5. Gene Ontology annotation, biological process: regulation of cell population proliferation. The coding region runs from base 1 to 684 and encodes 227 amino acids. The transcript has 6 exons. The record is from RefSeq and is a predicted model, not a curated record. NCBI's taxonomy places the organism in Eukaryota, Metazoa, Chordata, Mammalia, Diprotodontia, Phalangeridae.
AUGGAGGGACAGAGCAGCGGACCUGGGGCUCAGGGGCAAGGGCCCUUCAAGGUGAGCUCCAAACUGCCCAUAGGGUUACACUGGCCAGUCCUGGGCCUGGCACUGCUGCUGCUGUUGCUGGCUUUGGCUGGGGCUGUGGUUGGUGGGCUCCUUGGCUUGGCACACAGCCCUGCUGAGCCUAUGCUGCAGGCCGUUCGAUGGACAUUCUCGAAUCCUUCUACUUCCUGGCCCAAUCAGACAGCCACAGUGGACCUGGCCCAGGAUACAGUGACCUAUGUGGUGACCCCACCUCAGAACAACCACAGCUGGGCCGUGCUAUUUGACAGCCACAACGGUUACGUGUGUUAUCGCCCUGGGGAACAAAGGUCCUGCUUUCUGCGGAGGAUGGAGACCUGGGACCGAGAAACCCUAAAGCUGGUCCUCAACACCUCUCAGGCUGAUUGGCCACUGGGUCCCAACAAAGACACCAGAUAUACUCAAGAGUUUUUGGGGGUGCUAGCGGGGCAUGAAGUGGACCCUGCUCUGGUAGGAGGACCAGUCCAGAACCUCUGUGACCAACUCCCCAUCUACUGGGUGCAAAGGGCAGAAGGUUCACGGAAACAGAGAUUAAUUUAUCUCUGCAUUGAUAUUUGUUUUCCAAACAACAUCUGUGUGUCUGUCUGCUUUUAUUAUCUUCCUGAUUAG